This is a messenger RNA of Chlamydomonas reinhardtii, 2012 nucleotides long. RefSeq lists its product as uncharacterized. Bases 124 to 819 code for a protein of 231 amino acids. The record is from RefSeq and is a predicted model, not a curated record. NCBI's taxonomy places the organism in Eukaryota, Viridiplantae, Chlorophyta, Chlorophyceae, Chlamydomonadales, Chlamydomonadaceae. The transcript has 6 exons.
CUCACGCUGUGCCGCUCAGCUCAUCGCGCAUUGCACAGAAACGCUCAAUCCGAAGUUGUUGGCUCUCGCGCUUCCUACAACAACCCGAAGACAACUCGGCAUUCAGCGAUAACAUCAGCUACGAUGAUUUCAAUGCGCCUGACGCGCGCGCAAGCGGCCGUGCCCUCGCGGCCCUCGCGCAAUCCCAUGAUUGCGAUGUCGCGUCGUCCUGCUCCUCGCAGCGUGCAGCGCGCAGCUCAUUCCGGUUCGAACUUUGCGCUGGAGACCAUGAGUGAGGACGGCCAGGGCUGGGUGUGGGACGAGCUGAGUGAGAAGCUGGUGGGGCUCAAGCACCGCACGCCCCGCGCCACUUGCAAGACCACUUCGCUGAUCUCCUACCGCGGCAACCUGUCCUGCGGCCGCAAGGCGCUCCGUGUGCAUGAGCUUGACCUGGAGCUGACUUGGGAGGCUACCGCCGGCGCCGCCGAGGGCUGCACCUUUACCGGCCUGGCUACAAUCAAGUUCGGUGGCAGUGAGGACGGUCAGGACGUGGUGGACGUGGAGGUGGCGGUGGACCCGCACUGCCUCAGCGCGCUGCCCGAGCAGCGCGAGAAGGUGGUCAAGGAUGUGGUGUACGCGGUGGAGUCGAUGGAUGCUGCCAUCAUGGUGCAGCUCAACGACUUCCUGUGGAACAUGGAGAAGCGCAACCGGCUGUGUGAGCUGGAGAGCAGCAUGCACGUCAGCAAGGCCGAGCUCGCGCCGGCCCGUGCCGCACCGGCGCCGGCCCCCGCCUCGCCAGCGCCGUCGUUCGUGCCGGGCAUGGCGCCUGCGUUUGCCUAAUGCUCCGACACCCUGUUUGCGCUUCACGUAAGAGGCCAGCUGUGAAGUGGAGAUCAUGCCAUCAAGUGCGGUAUUUUGAGUGUGAAAGGGAGCGACAUAUUUUUGCGGCCAGACCGGCGGCCGUGUGUACAGUAUGGAUGAAUACCCCUGGGUGCCCUGUGUUUUUGUAUUGUGUAGGGGCAGUACCCGAACCAAGCUGGCAGCGAGAGUGAAUCUUUUGUGGGAGGGUCGUGAGUAAAUGCGCGCAUGCGCGGGGAGAGGGUUACGGCGUUGAGGCACGCGCGAGGCGUUGGAGCCUCGGGCCACUGAGAGUUGUAUUUUUUGUUUGGGCUUCUCGUGCAGGGCGUGCUGCGUGAAUUGAACUGCGCGGGGCUUUGUUGUGGGACCAUGCGGAACGUUCUGGGUGCAGUUGGCAUUUUUGUUUGAUUCUACAGGGCAGCAUUCGGUUGUUAUACGGUAGUACCGCUACUGGCGCUACGGUCUCGGCGUGCCGGUCCAGCCGCCAGCACGGACAGGCACGGAGCAGGUGAGACCGAAGGGGUUUGCGGGCAUUGCUUACGCCAGCCGUGAUAGCCGUACGUGAUAGCGAUACGAGUCCAUUCCAUUGUUGGUCAAUACCUGAUUUUUUGUUUGGUAGCGAGCGGUGAGGAGCAGACGAGGGUAGCGCCCGAGGAUUUCGGAACUAAUUAGCGUCAGUGGCGUGGUCCAGGGGAAAGUUCGACGGCGGUUUGUGGGCGCUGUGGCGGGGAGCUCAAGUGCUCAACGGCAUGCACCUGCAUGCAAGCGGCGGGGCAACAUACGGCUGCAACACAUGCCAGUAGCAUGGCGUGAAUACGUUUGGUUGGUGUGCACUGUUGCCAGUAAUGUGGUCGUGGCUGGCGAGCGCGACUGCCAACGCGUCGGUGGCGUGCCGGGUUGCAGAUGGCAACCGGAAGGACACGCGAGGCUUGGCGCCCUAGUCCAAGGUUCGGGCCGCCAGGGAGGACGCCUCUGCGUCGGACAAAUUGGUAUUUUUGUAACGCGUUCACGCGCGUGCAGGCAUUAGCCGAUAACAUUUUGGGUUCAUGUCCAACCGACGGUUGCAUUUCUUUGGGCGAUUUCGGGGCGAUACGCAUUCGCUCUAAUUAAGCCUCGGACUUCUAUGUUUGUAACUUCGUAUUAGCUAUCGAUACAGUCUGUAACGCCUGCACUUA